UACCCCGACGCGUUACCACAAAAAAAUACGCACGCCUAUCUAUAUAUAAGAAGAAGUCUGCGUCGAGAUGGACGUAGAAGUUGUCUGCAACGACAAGUCUAAAGAUUAACCACCAUUGUCGCCAUGUUCAAGUUGGUCGCGUUUUUCGCCAUUCUGGCUGCCGCUUUCGCUGCCCCAACACCGGCUCCUAAACCGGGCUUGGCCCCAGCGUACAGCUUGGGCUUGCCACUCGCCUACAGUGCCAUCAACCAGCCCAUAGCCUAUUCCAACCUAGGAUACAGCAAUCUGGGAUACGCGUAUGCUCCGUACGCCUCGAGCUACUACUACAAUUCCGCACCGUUGACUUACAUCAUUUGAAAUGACGACCGCAGUCUAGUGGACCAACACGACUGAGUAGUUUAUAAGAAAAUUUUUUCCAACAAGACUGAAUUUCCGCGGUGAUUGUGAUGACGAAAUUUUGGGAUCUGGGAACAAAAAUUGGGGACUUAAAUAGAUAGUAAAAAUUG
Messenger RNA from Cylas formicarius (sweet potato weevil), 506 nucleotides. RefSeq lists its product as uncharacterized. The transcript has 2 exons. Bases 124 to 357 code for a protein of 77 amino acids. The record is from RefSeq and is a predicted model, not a curated record. NCBI's taxonomy places the organism in Eukaryota, Metazoa, Arthropoda, Insecta, Coleoptera, Brentidae.